Molecule: messenger RNA, 550 nt
Organism: Paramecium primaurelia
Lineage: Eukaryota; Ciliophora; Oligohymenophorea; Peniculida; Parameciidae
Source: the annotation of a GenBank genome assembly
CAAUUUUUGAGAAAUAAUAAUUUCUCAUUUUUAAUAAAUGAGAUCAAGAAAGUUGUAUGAUGGAGAUGUUGGAUAUGAAUUGCGUGGUUAGUCUAGUUAAAAAUUUAGAAGGAAAGCUCAAGUGAAAAACGAAAAUGAUAUUGAAAUAGAUAUUCCUAAUGGGGACUUAACAAAAGGUCGAAUAUUUUUUAAUCACAAUUGUGCUGGUUGUCAUGAUUUGUAUGUAUUCUAUAAAUAAUAAAGAGAUUAAGAUUUAUAUUUAGGACCAUCAUUAAGAACAGUUUAUUUAAGAAGAAAUGGAUCUAAAAAGUUUUCAAAUUAUGGUAAAGAUUUGACAGCAUAUAAAUUCUAUUGGACUAGAAAAAAGCUUUGGGAAUUCUUAGAGAAUCCUGAAAAAAUGUUUCCUGAUACCAACAUGUAAUUAGAUGGAGUAUUAUUUGAUUAUAAAUAAUAGGUAAAAGAUCCCUUUUUGUUAGCUAGUGUUAUAGAUUAUCUAUAAUAUUUAAGAGUGUUUACAUGUGAUAUAAGAGGGUAAAAAUAAAUAAUUUGA